AUGAUCAUCGACAGAUCAGCUUCAAACCAUGCUAGCCGCAACGGGUCACCUCUAAGGCCUACUUAUGCCGCAACUCCUUCUUAUAAACCGGGCAAUGCUGGAAUUGCCGAUGAAGUACACCCUGUCUUCCUUGAGGGGCGGGUAGCAGUCAUUACAGGCGCAUCCAGCGGUAUCGGUCGAGCGGCAGCUCUAGAAUUGGCCAAGCUCAAGCUGAAGAUUGCCAUAGCCGACAUCGAUGAUGUGAAGCUUCAGAAAGUGGGCAAAGAGGUCGCUGCCAUCGUCGGAGACGCAAACGUGCUGGUUAUUGCGACAGACGUAUCACAGCUAGACCAAGUUAGACGCCUCAAAGACAAGGUCUAUGAGGCUUGGGGCGAGGUCGCUGUUCUCAUGAACAAUGCCGGUAUAGGCCCCAAGGGAACCUCUUGGGAUGGGCUAGACAACUGGAAGAAGGUAUUUGAUGUCAACGUAUUUGGGAUUGUGAAUGUGCAGCAAACGUUCGUCCCGCCUAUGAUCCAUCAAGAGAAUGUUGCAGUUGUCAUCAAUACUGGCUCAAAGCAGGGAAUCACUAAUCCCCCGGGUAACGCGGCAUACAACGCUUCCAAGGCAGCGGUGAAAUCCCUCACCGAAAACCUGGCCUACGAACUCCGGGAGAGACCCGAUAGCAACGUCACCGCCCAUUUAUUCAUCCCCGGAUGGACACACACUGGAUUGACUGGUGCGAAUUCUCUGGGCGACAAGCCCGAAGGGGCAUGGACGCCGCAAGAGACGGUGCUUUACAUGUUGGAUAAAGUUCGUGCUGGGGACUUUUACGUGCUUGUGCCGGAUAACGAGACGAGAAGGGAAAUGGACGAGCUUAGGAUUAUGUGGACUGCUGGGGAUAUUGUAGAGGGCCGCCCAGCGUUGAGUCGAUGGCACCGAGACUACAAAGCCUUGUUUGAGGAGUACAUGCGUGACGGCCUCGCACAUGGCACUGUCGUUGCGAUUUUGCUUUCCUCAAACAAGUAUAUAAGGUCGGAAGAGGGAACAGUCGUAGAAGUUUAA
This is a messenger RNA of Marasmius oreades (fairy-ring Marasmius), 1041 nucleotides long. RefSeq lists its product as uncharacterized. The coding region runs from base 1 to 1041 and encodes 346 amino acids. Lineage: Eukaryota; Fungi; Basidiomycota; Agaricomycetes; Agaricales; Marasmiaceae. The transcript has 8 exons. The record is from RefSeq and is a predicted model, not a curated record. Gene Ontology annotation, cellular component: intracellular anatomical structure. Gene Ontology annotation, molecular function: oxidoreductase activity, acting on NAD(P)H, oxygen as acceptor.